AGUCUAUAACCCUACAAACCCACCAACGCUCUAAAAAAUAAUACUCCGUAAUAAUAAUGCACACAAAACUCAGCCCCAUGGCUUCUCUCUCUCUUUUUAUCUUUCUCGCAUCUCUCACUGUUGGGUCCGCCGGUGAUCAAAACCCAUUGACCCAGAAGUCCUAUCUGAUUCGGUAUUGGAACAAACAGACCGGAAACAGCCACACCAAGCCAGUGUUUCUCCUAUCCAAAGCGUCCCCACUAAGCGUGGAUGAGUCAGCGAGUUUCUCCAAACUCGCCAGCAGCCACAACCACAACGCCCUCUCCUCUCGCCUCUCAGCCUUCUGUGCGUCUGCCAACCUCCUCUGCUUCGCUGAUUCUUCAUCACCAACUCACACAGACGCCAUCUGUUUAAGAUACUCCAUCAACUGCCCGCCACCCUUGGACACCGCAGACCAGAGAUCCCAUACCACCGGUAUUUUCUUCCGGGAGUCGAUGUUAAAGAAAGGGACGGUGAUGCCAAUGUGGGACAUUAAAGAUAAAUUGCCAGAAAGGUCCUUUUUGCCGCGCUCCGUUUCGUCCAAACUGCCGUUUUCUACUUCCAAAAUCUCCGAGCUGAAGCGGGUUUUUCAUGCGGGUGAUAAGUCCACCAUGGAGACUAUGAUAGUUGAGACCUUGACUGAUUGCGAGAAAGCUCCUGGCCUAGGCGAGACCAAGCGGUGCGUGUCCUCAGCUGAGGACAUGAUCGACUUUGCAAUCUCGGUCUUGGGUAGUCGAAACGUUGCCAUUCGAACAACCAAGAAUGCAAACGGGUCAAAGCAGAGUAUAAUGAUCGGGUCAGUCAAAGGGAUCAACGGUGGGAAAGUCAUGCAGCAAUCACUGUCUUGUCAUCAGAGCUUGUUUCCGUACCUAGUAUAUUACUGCCAUUCGGUUCCAAAAGUUCGGGUCUACGAAGCGGAUAUAUUGGAUCCGAAUUCGAAGGCUGAGAUCAAUCAUGGUGUUGCCGUUUGUCACUUGAACACCUCGAGUUGGGACCCGAAUCAUGAAGCUUUCUUGGAGCUAGGGUCAGGUCCGGGUCGGAUCGAGGUUUGCCAUUGGAUUUUCGAGAAUGAUCUGACCUGGACAGUUGCUGACUAACCGUUAGCACACCAAGGUGGAACAUCCUCGCUAGAGCUUCACUAGAGGAUUGUAGGUCUUGAUUCGACACAUAUAUGUAUCAUGAAGCUAAUAAAUGUGUUGAUAGUUUGUGUAUUUUAAACUUGCCCUUCAUCUAAUAUUUUGUGUAUUUAUGGGAAGUCUAAGGAUUAAUUAUUCCUAGACUAGUUUAAUUA
Messenger RNA from Quercus lobata, 1309 nucleotides. RefSeq names its product polygalacturonase-1 non-catalytic subunit beta-like. The record is from RefSeq and is a predicted model, not a curated record. Bases 57 to 1115 code for a protein of 352 amino acids. The transcript is spliced from 3 exons. Lineage: Eukaryota; Viridiplantae; Streptophyta; Magnoliopsida; Fagales; Fagaceae.